This is a messenger RNA of Fraxinus pennsylvanica, 1599 nucleotides long. The record is from the annotation of a GenBank genome assembly. NCBI's taxonomy places the organism in Eukaryota, Viridiplantae, Streptophyta, Magnoliopsida, Lamiales, Oleaceae.
AUGGCUCAAAGUGGGAAUAAUGCAGCCGCAGCUAACCAACCUGAACAGCCACAGCCACAUCCAGUUUUAGAGCAACUUACUGGUGUCCAAUACUGCAUUAACAGUCCACCACCAUUAUUGGAAGCUAUUUUCUUGGGGUUCCAGCACUAUAUUUUGAGUCUUGGCUCAAUAGUCUUGAUCCCAAGUAUGACAGUUCCUCAAAUGGGUGGUAGUGAUAAAGAGAAGGCUAAGGUGAUACAAACAUUACUGUUUGUUUCAGGAGUAAAUACACUGUUCCAUUCCUUAUUCGGCACGAGAUUGCCAGUGGUAAUAGGCGGUUCCCACGCGUUCUUGAUUCCUGUAACUACGAUUCUUCGUUCCAGAAGAUAUCAAAUGAUACAUCAGUCUGAGGAGAGAUUUGCACAGACAAUGAGAGAAAUACAAGGUGCUUUGAUUAUUACUUCGUGUUUCCAAAUGAUCAUCGGGUUUAUCGGUUUGUGGAGGAACAUAGUCAGGCUUUUUAGUCCUCUUUCUAUGGUUCCACUUGUUUUCUUCACUGGUCUCGGGUUGUACCAUCUUGGCUUCCCAUUGAUUGCAAACUGUGUUGAAGUUGGGAUUCCAGAACUGGUAUUCAUGAUUAUCAUCUCGCAGUAUCUUCCGAGAUUCAUAAAAUUAAAGAGGCCUUUAUGUGAUAGAUUUGCGGUGCUAUUCUCUGUUGCCAUUGUGUGGAUUUAUACUGGAAUUUUAACUUGGAGUGGUGCUUAUCAUAAACCUUCAAAAGAUAGCUGUCGAACUGAUCGCUCUGGACUAAUCAGUGGAGCUCCUUGGAUAUAUGUUCCGUCCCCAUUCCAAUGGGGGCCUCCUACUUUUAGAGCCGGGGAAAUUUUUGCAACCGUGAUGGCUUCAUUUGUCGCUUCAACUGAGUCUACCGGAGUGUAUCUUGCAGCAGCAAGAUAUGGUAGCGCUACACCAGUUCCACCUUCAGUAAUUAGCCGUGGUAUAGGCUGGCUGGGGGUCGGGACUUUGCUUAAUGGCCUUUUUGGCAGUGUCACUGGUGCUACUGCAACAGCAGAAAAUGCAGGUCUCUUGGCUUUGACAAAAGCUGGAAGUCGAAGAGUUGUUCAAAUAUCAGCUGCAUUCAUGAUUUUCUUCUCCUUCUUAGGGAAAUUUGGAGCAGUUUUUGCUGCAAUCCCUCUGCCAAUUAUGGCAGGAAUAUACUGCAUCUGCUUUGGUUAUGUUGCAUCUGCAGGACUUGGUUUUCUCCAAUUCUGUAACCUAAACAAUUUCAGAACAAAGCUUGUAUUGGGAUUUUCCGUAUUCUUGGGGCUAUCCCUAUCACAAUACUUCAGAGAGUAUCGUCUACAUUCUACGACUGGUCCUAUCCACACUCAUGCAACAUGGUUCAACGACAUACUGUGCGUCCUUUUCAUGUCACAAGCGACUGUGGCUGCUUUAAUCGCUCUCGUGUUGGAUUGCAGUCUUCCUCAUGGCAGCGAUGGAGCGCAUAAGGAUAAUGGCGCUUAUUGGUGGGAGAGGUUUAUGGUGUAUAAUAAAGAUGUUAGGAACAAUGAAUUUUAUAAAUUGCCAGGCCAACUCAACAAGUUUUUCCCAGCUUUUUAA